UCUAAACUUGGCACUUGUCCCUGCACACUUCACAGUUCACAAUAACGCGACUGCUGUACUAGAAAGAGCAGGUCCCCCCAAAACGAGCACAACGUAGCUCAUUGAUCCACGAUCCACUCAUCCUCAAUUGAGACUUCCAAGCCAAGUUCAAAACAACUUGGGAGUGGAAGCUCUUUGGGCGUGGAGUAUAAUAGUCCUUUCCUCCAGUUGCAACACUUUUUCUAAAUAUAUCGUACUUCGAGCUUUGAACGUGUCAUGGAUGAUCCCAAUCCCACUUUGUCUGUACUUGUUGAGCAUUGGAACUUGCAAGUGCAGAAGAACUGUCCAGUCUCAUCUCAAGAAGCCCAAACUGCGGUCAAUUUUCUGAAACAUUAUCCAAGACAGAUUGGUAUUGUCUUCAGUGCCAAGGAGACUUUUAAGGCCAAGAUCGAGCUUGGCGUUGGUCUAAUGCCUGUGUUUGAGAAAUUGCACUCAUUGUGGAGGCAUGAAAUAGAGCCAUUGGUUCAGCCUCGACAUCUGACCGAUCUCAUAAAUGAGGGAGAACAUCUCGAGGAAGUGUCUUCUGAGAAGGACGCACUUUUGUUCAAACUGGCUCUCAUAUUUCUUUAAGAGCUUCAAUCCUGGCUCCAGAUCGAACCCGUUUCAAGUAGUUUUGACCUAGUUUUGGUUCCUAGUGGUGGUGGUGGUAAGCCCGUCCAAUACCAACCUUCUGGUGGCAAUGGUGGCCUUGGUGGAAAGGUCGAGGCCAGAUAUUUCUUUGGUCUUUGUCCAACGUCAUUAACAAUCAGGGAUGAUAUGAAAGCUUGCUCGGGUUGCCUUUCCGUAAACUAUGCUAACAAAGACGCUCAAAAGAAGGAUUGGAGGCGACAUAAGGAUAUCUGCAAAGUUCUUCAACCUCUAGUGCGUCAACGCCCAGGGCAUCAUCCUUUGAGUGAGAAGCCGGAGCUGUCGGGCCAAAUCCAGGCCAUCUUGCAACAAGCUCUCAACCGUGAGCUCACCCAAUUUGAGUCUGAUAUGCUCAUUUAUCCUCGCCUGUGCAUGGUCUGCUUGGGUGGAAGACAGACCGAACUGUUCAAUUGUCCCAUUUGCCAUUGCGUUUCCUAUUGCUCACAAUCCCAUCAAGCCGAAGACCAGGAGGAGCAUGCAAAGAGCUGCGAGCUUCUCCGAGUUUGUCUGGAGGAUCAUCAGAUGGAAAUGAUUAUGGGGUGCCAUCUCACCGAUCCUAGUUGGACCCUAGGCUCCAAUUCUAAAGGAAGACAACUGGGGAGAGGUUUUCAACCGCGAGCCAUGACCAUGGUCUCUGCGACGCCAGGGUUGCCUUCAAAGAUUGAGCAAGUCUUUGAAGGGGACUUGAGGACUUAUUUGUCCUUCUCUGUCUCGUCCCAAGAUUGUGAUUCAGCGGCCGUCUUCCACUCGGAAGUCCGAUAUUUGACCUUUAAAUACACUUGCCAGCUGUCGACACUUCACGCAUUGGAGACCGCAGGGAUGCCAAAUGGACCGAUUCGAGACUAUACCAGUUUGACAUUGCACGUUGUGGGAGCUCGAUCGGCAGAAAGCUCAGAGGUGAUGAGAUGGGAAAUCUUGGCGGCCCAUUUACCCCUUCUCCAGAAUCUCACCAUUGUCUUAAUUGGACCUGAAUUGAGGGAUGAUUGUAGAUAUCUGAAACGACAAAAUGUCAAUGCAUUCAUUCUCAUCACGCGUCGGAAAUGGAACAUUUUGCACCGGCUCAACCGUCUUUUGUUCAUUCCGGUGACAUUCAUCUGCAAUCAUCCCGGCCUCGAAAUUCUCAGUUGGCCUUAUCCAAUCUCUGACUUUUGUUACACGACCGGCCACUUGAGGACACUUCGACCAGAUCUAACCAUUCGCUAUUGCUUUUUCAAAGCCACUUAUCACGACUUUGUGAAUAGCAAAGCGGCCAAAAAGGCCAAAGUGGCUUGGCCUGACGCCAUCAGUGCGUUGAAUUGUGGAUUCAUAUUCUACCAAUCAUGGGAUGCAUCUAUUCCGUCCAUGCUCCGAAGCCCGGGUGUGCCCCUCAUCUUCACGGAAUACUACCUCCAAGAUUGCCAACUAAACUUGGACAAAGUGGAUGAUUUGGUCGAGCCCGAACUCGAGGUUACCUUGGAACCCCAGGAAAAUCCCUUUUGUAGCUCACUGCCCGCUCGAAUCCCGACCGGGUUUGCUUUCCGAAAGUUUAAGCGAAGAAACGUGGUCAUGUCGAACGAUUUUAUUUGCUGUGUCAAAUGGAACCAAUAAACCCGGGGUUUGAGCUUCGA
Molecule: messenger RNA, 2273 nt
Organism: Tigriopus californicus
Lineage: Eukaryota; Metazoa; Arthropoda; Copepoda; Harpacticoida; Harpacticidae
Exons: 9
Coding region: 796-2253 (485 amino acids)
Cellular component (GO): extrinsic component of mitochondrial inner membrane
Source: RefSeq, a predicted model, not a curated record